CAGCUUUUUUUCACGGUGUAUGGAGGUCAAGAAGACACACACACACAGGGGCAAGUUCAGGACACAGAUCUGGAAUGAACAACUAAAAUCGAAAUGACAAGUAAAGGGCAAAUGACCUUGUGGUUAUUCUUGACUUUGUACCUGCUGCCCGGAGAGUGCUACCCCAGCGGGAAAGUGACGGAGUCAUGCGGAGACAUGAUGCCUGUGCAUGGGCAUGACCCAAGUCCCCAGAUCUCGCCAUAUAACAUUACUCUGGACAAGUACCAGUACCACGUUGGCGACCAAAUCAGAGUGACAUUAUCUAUGACUUCAACUGGCAGCAGUCAUUUCAAAGGCUUCCUGAUCGAGGCCCGGGCACAGGGCAGGCGUAACAGUGGGGCAGUGGGUUCAUUCACCCUGGUUGACCCGGGCAUUUCACAGCUGCUUGAUUGCAAUGACAUAAAGGGUUCAGCGGUGAGUCACACCAGUAGCUCUAAAAAGACAGAGGUGCAAGCGAUCUGGACAGUCCCAAACAACCCCCCAGCACGCAUACAGUUCAUGUUCACAGUGGUGCAGAAGACCAAGCUCUUCUGGGCUAUGGUGCCAGGGCCUGUGGCCACACUGAAAGGCACCACUGCUGAGCCACCACCUCCCACAACCAGAGACGGCACCACCACCACACCACCCGCAGUGCUGCCCAGUCUGUUCAGUGCAGAGGAGUGUGGGACCAGUAAGUCUUGCCUGCGUGACCCUGUCAACUGUGACCCCAAGACAGACCUGAGCUGCAACUUCCUGUCCUUCAGAACAGCGGAGCAGGGCGUGCAGUUUGAGUUGAGCGGCCCUGCAGAUGGCUACGUGUCUUUCGCCCUCUCCUUCGACAAGUGGAUGGGAAAUGAUGAUGUGUAUAUGUGUGUGAGAAAUGGCGACCGUGUGAAGAUCAGUGCUGCCUACGUGGUUGGGAGAACUCAUCCUGAGGUAGCAGCAGAGAAUGUCCUGAGGGACACAGCGUGGGCGCUGACGGACGGGGUCAUCCAGUGCCGCUUCAGCCGUGACGUCAACCUGGACCGGCUCAACCAGAGCCGCUUCCGAUUGGACCACAGCUACUUCCUGUUCCUGGCCAAUGGGAGAGCAGAGCGUGGCGUGAUCCAUCGUCACGGCCGGCAGCCCCUCAUCUCCAGCCGUCAGAUAGUCAUCACUGGCCCCCCAGAGGACCUGGAGGGCUCCCGCUCGCCCCUGCUCGUCAAAUUUCAUGGCAUCUUCAUGCUAGUGGCCUGGAUGACUACAGUCAGUACGGGAGUGAUCUUUGCCCGCUACUUUAAACUCGACUGGCCCGAAAGCUCUUUGUUUGGCCAGCGGGUGUGGUUUCAGGUCCACCGGGCCCUAAUGGCGAUGACAGUGGUGCUGACUGGCGUGGGGUUCAUCCUGCCCUUCGUCUACAGAGGAGGCUGGAGCAAGCGGGCAGGCUCCCAUCCUUACCUGGGCUGUACCGUCAUGGCUCUGGCCGUCAUCCAGCCAAUCAUGGCCCUCCUCAGACCGGCGCCAGACUCCUCCAGGAGACCCAUCUUUAACUGGAUGCACCUGGGAGCAGGCACCAUUGCACAAAUACUUGCAGUGGCUGCCAUCUUCUUAGGGAUCCACCAGCAGGCUCUGCUUCUGCCAGCGCCCUGCUCCACUGGGGUCCUGGCCGGGUUCGUGGUCUGGGGGGUGCUGGCAGACCUCGUUUUCGAGCUCCACAGUAGAGGUUAUAUUUUUCCAGAAGUGACUGCUCAAUAUUUUGCUGCAGGUCGUGAAGAGGAGGAGGACAAAGAGGCUAUCUUCCCGAGCUCCACAGAGGCAAACGAGUUCCGGUUCAAAAGGAUCGCGUUGGGAGUGUUCCUCUGUGGAAAUCUGGCCUUCCUGGCAACCCUCAUCACCAUGAUAAGUAACGUGUGACGGACACAGGAAGUCAUAUCUGUCUUUUUUUAUUGUAGCGGGUUUUGCACUCAAAAGAACAAAGUAGUUCUGAAGUCUAGUGAAGAGGGGGAACAGUAUUUAUCAUUUUAGCAAAUCAGCUGUCUGUUGAAAUGUUUACAUGUAACAUAUCACAAUAUAGGCCUUGAUCCUGUGGACAUUUUAGUUGUGAAAAUGGGGAGAUGAUCAGAGGAGAAUUAUAUCACACACAAGGAGAGUGUCAAUCAGAUUGCCAGAUGUCAUUGGAGGACAUGGAAACUGAAUUUAAAUUCGCACAACUUCAGUCAUUAAUUUCACACAACGUAAUCAGCAAUGUUAAAAUAAUCAUUAGGCAAAUUAUGACACUUUUCCUCAUUAGAAAGUAGAAGUAUUUAGCAGAUGCUGUCAUUUCAGACAACAGUCCUGGUAAAAGUUGUUUUAAAUCUAACUGCUGCCUCAAUUAGCUGCUUAGCAAGUUGCGUACUUGUAACAUCUGUUUUUGUUUGGUUGUGCAGUUAAUGUACCUUCAUGUGCCUUGUCUACUUUAAUUGGUACAUCUCAUUUCAGAGUUAUGAGAAAAUGAGAAAAGACACCCGUUCAUAUUUCUUUAUGUGUUUUGUCAAUUAAUACACUGCCAAUCAAGAUUUUUUUAAAAGUUUAUUGUACUGCAUCAUUUUCUUUUGCCAGACUAUUGUUUUAUUUCUUUGAUUUGUCAGCUGAUCGAUGAUAUUUCCUAUCCUUAUUUUUUUUGUUAUUCUUUUCAAAUUCUACUUUAUAUUGUGUUUUGAUGCUGGAGUCAUCAUUCUCAUGUACUCAGGUCACUAUGGCAAUGCCUAGUAUGAAUUCAUAAUGUCAAAGCAUUAGCAGGGAACCAAUGUGCAGUAUACUGUUGAAUUUGGGUGCGUUUCUCAACACUGUAGUUGCUAACUAAGGGCAGUUUCACACCUAGUCCCCUUUUAAGUGAACCGAACUCAGUCCUCUUUAAGUGGACCAAAAAGUGAACCGACAGCGACUCAUUUCUGUUUUUGUGUAUUACAAAAAGAACUGGCUAAUCUUUCUGGUCAUGUUGGGCUUUUAUGGUGUGCGAGUCAUCUUUUUGAUCACACCAGGUCAUCUAGAACCCUUAAGUGAUUAAACCUAGUCACAACAGUGUAACUUGUCAGGAUUGUACUGAGACCACGUCAAUACAGGUCACAAUACGGUUCACUUCCAAGGGGUCUGGGUACACUUGGAGGGUUCACAUAUGUACAGAAAAACCUGGAGUCACAGGUCUGAGUUCACUUAAAUAGCUGAAAGGGACCAGGUGUGAAAACUCUAAUUGUUAGAAAGUACUUGGUUGCAAUGCAAUUUCCCAUUGGCAGCCUAAUAAGUUGCUAAGUGGUCGGCAACAGUGCUUUCGGGAAACGGGGCCCUGAUUAGUAGUCGUUGUUGUCUAUGCAAUCAUGAUGAACUCCUCUGGUAGUUUAUAUUGUCAUUUGACCAUUUUAUUUAUUAUGAUUAACAGAGUUGUACCUCAUUAUUUAUCAUUCAUGGGACACCACUGAACUGCCAGGACCAAAGCUCUGACCAAAGACUACUUUUGAAACGGAGAGUGUUUAUACAGGUAUAGUGAUUUAUGUCACAUUUGUGGGUGACAAAUUCUUGUUCUUUCGUUCUAAAGGAUGUAAUUAUAAUGUACAGUGCCUGUGUAUGUUAAAAACCACACUCCUUCUGCAAUGCAAAUAUAAUUGUUUGUUUGAACAAAUGUUUCUCAUGAAAUAUAUUUUUAAUAAAUUGUUCACUGCACUUGCCAUCUAA
Engraulis encrasicolus (European anchovy) is the source of this 3705-nucleotide messenger RNA. RefSeq names its product ferric-chelate reductase 1b (gene frrs1b). The transcript has 16 exons. Bases 94 to 1911 code for a protein of 605 amino acids. The record is from RefSeq and is a predicted model, not a curated record. Gene Ontology annotation, cellular component: membrane. Lineage: Eukaryota; Metazoa; Chordata; Actinopteri; Clupeiformes; Engraulidae.